ACCACACACAAGAGCUCACACAGGCAAGACAGACACCGAAGUAUCCACACGACCAGACACCAGCACGCGACACAAGAGGCCUUUGGAGGAGCGAUACACUACACGUACACGAUGCAGACGGCGAAGGUGAAGGACAUGGUGAGCUCGGCCAAGGAGAAGGCGCAGGAGGGAUCGGCCGAGGUGCAGGGCAAGGCGGGCAAGGCCGCGGCGACCACGCACGGCGAGAAGGAGAUGGCCAAGGAGGAGGAGCGCGCGCGCAAGGCCCAGGCCGACGCGCAGAAGCACCAGGAGAAGGCCGACGCGGCAGCGGGACGCCACGGCGCGGCCGGGACGCGCGGCCACUACGGCCCCGUGGGCACCCCCGUGGCCCCCGACCCCGCGUACCCGGCCAGCGGCUGGCACCCGGCGGCGGAGAAGUACAUCUAGAGAUGGCCAGGGGAGCAGGGUCUAGCUUUUAGUCUGUAACCUGCCCGUCUGUGGUACGUAGUUGGUGCACGAGUGUAUGCUGUGUGCAUGCACACCCAUGUGCCGGAAUAAAAUGUAUCAUGUUGUAAAUAUUGCCUUCGAUGUUCUAGUUUGAGUGUUGUUGUAUGAA
Triticum aestivum (bread wheat) is the source of this 595-nucleotide messenger RNA. RefSeq names its product late embryogenesis abundant protein 6-like. Lineage: Eukaryota; Viridiplantae; Streptophyta; Magnoliopsida; Poales; Poaceae. The record is from RefSeq and is a predicted model, not a curated record. Gene Ontology annotation, biological process: embryo development ending in seed dormancy. The coding region runs from base 112 to 426 and encodes 104 amino acids. The transcript has a single exon.